This is a messenger RNA of Zychaea mexicana, 645 nucleotides long. Its product is annotated as 40S ribosomal protein S13. Gene Ontology annotation, cellular component: cytosolic small ribosomal subunit; nucleolus; ribosome. Lineage: Eukaryota; Fungi; Mucoromycota; Mucoromycetes; Mucorales; Lichtheimiaceae. Gene Ontology annotation, molecular function: structural constituent of ribosome; small ribosomal subunit rRNA binding. The coding region runs from base 88 to 543 and encodes 151 amino acids. Gene Ontology annotation, biological process: translation. The transcript is spliced from 4 exons. The record is from RefSeq and is a predicted model, not a curated record.
GUCCAUGCCUUUUUAAAAAUCAAAUUUUUUCUUGACUUGUAUGAACUUCCUCUUUUUAGCGUCAACCGUUUAAGUUCUUAUUUCAAAAUGGGUCGUAUGUACUGUGCUGGCAAGGGUAUCUCUGGUAGUGCCCUCCCCUACCGUCGCUCUUCCCCCUCGUGGUUGAAGACCAACUCUGAGGAAGUUGCCGAUCUCAUCUGCAAGAACGCCAAGAAGGGUCUUUCCCCUGCCCAGAUUGGCUUGAUCCUCCGUGACUCCCACGGCAUUCCCCAGGUCAAGUCCGUCACUGGCAACAAGAUUGUCCGUAUCUUGAAGGCCAACGGUCUCGCUCCCGAGAUCCCUGAGGACUUGUACCACCUCAUCAAGAAGUCGGUCACCAUCCGCAAGCACAUGGAGCGCAACCGCAAGGACAAGGACUCCAAGUACCGCUUGAUCUUGGUCGAGUCGCGUAUCCACCGUCUCGCACGUUACUACAAGACCGCUGGCCAGUUGCCCCCCAACUGGAAAUAUGAGUCUGCUACUGCCUCUACUUUGGUUGCCUAAGCAAGUCAUUUGGACCUGGUCCCAACUGGAUAGUUGUACCUUUUUUUUGUGUACAAGCCCUCAAUGUUGGCGACUGUAAUAAACGAAGACUUUUCGUCAAGU